GCCUGCGAGGGGGUCGGCCAUGUGCUGAGCGGGCCCCGUUUGUCCUCAUCCCUCCGUCUCAGCCCGUGCGCGGCGGCUCAGUGUGGGGGGGGGGCAAUGGGGUCCCCUCAGCCCUGAGGGGUCGGGGGUCCCGACCUCCCCCAAAUCCUGAGGUUUCGGGCUGGAAUAGGGGUACUGAGCUGCCCUCCCUCAGAUAUGCUCUGAAAGUGCUGAGCUCCCUCUCCCAGCCUUGAGAUGUUGGGCCAGGCUGGGGGUGCUGAACCUCCCCAAAGAUUCCACCUCCUUCCCCCUCCUCCUUGCCCCAAAACAUCCCCAGUAUCACCACAUUUGUCCUGAUGUGUCAAACAAUGCCAAUAUUUAACUCUCAUAAAGGUGAACUGGCAGUUUUACCUAAAAGCCUGUUUGUUCGUGUUUGCUGUUUCUUGCUGAAAGGGGAUUUGAAGUUUUCCAGGUAGCCCUUGGAUUUUUACAGCUUUCCAUAAAGAAUCCAAAUCCAGGACAAAAAAAAAAUCGUCGAAUUAAUAACUCUUCCCAUGCUGUAGAGGUUUUUCCACGGCUCCAGUAUUUCUGUGCCAGGAUUCCCCAGCAUGUCUUCACUAACAGAGAAGGACAGACCAAUUGUUCAGCUCUUGCUCAACGCUGGUACUUGCCCACGAUGUAUUUUGAGGUUCUGCUGUGUGGGAUCACAGACCCUUUACAGACAUCCAGACAAGGACUUGAUGAAGGAUUUACAAGACUUCCUGAAAAAGAAUCAAGAAAAAGAAGGCACAGUUUGUUUGGAGGUGGUUGACCCACCUUGUAAGAGGAUCAGGCUUGAAGACACCGAAGAAGGUCCCGAGGAUGUGAACCACAACGGAGCCCUCCCGCGGAGUCCUUCGGAGAAUGACGGGAAUGCUGCAGUGGAGAGCUCUGCUGGGAAGGUUUGCAACGUGUGUCUGGGAAUCCUUCAGGAGUUCUGCCAGGCUGACUUUGUUAAAAGGGUGUGCCAAAAAGUUAAUUCUGCUGACUACCAGUUCACUAGUUUUGUAUUUUCUGUGUCACUCCCCCCCCAGCUCUCUGUUAGGGAGAGAGCUGCUUGGCUGGGGGUGAAGCAGGAGAUGAGGAAUCUGGGCCUUUCCUUGGAAAAGGAUGACAUUGUUCAGCUGAAGGAAGCUUAUAAGUGGAUUAUCCACCCCCAGUUGGCAGAAGAGUUGGGUGUUCCUGCUGAUGGAAAGAGUUUGUUUGAAGUCAGCGUGGUCUUUGCUCACCCAGAGACAGACGAGGAGUGCCGUUUCCUAGCCACAACCUGUCCAGACUGUUUCAAACCAGCAAAGAACAAACAGUCUGUUUUCACCAGAAUGGCAGUUAUAAAAGCCCUAGAGAAGAUAAAAGAAGAGGAUUUUCUCAAGCAUUUUCCAUGUCCCCCAAGUUCACCAAAGAACCUGUGUGAUGCUCUGGAAAUUCAGUGCAAUAACGGGGCAGUUUUUGUGGCUGGAAGGUACAACAAAUAUUCCAGGAAUUUACCUCAGACCCCCUGGAUUAUUGAUGGGGAGAGGAAGCUGGAAUCUUCAGUGGAAGAACUAAUUUCAGAGCACCUCAUGGCCGAAUUCAAAGCAGACAGCUUUAAUUUUUCUUCCUCUGGAAGAGAAGAUGUGGAUGUGAGGACACUAGGAAAUGGAAGGCCCUUUGCGAUCGAGCUGGUGAAUCCUCGCAGGAUCCACUUCACCGCCGAGGAGAUGAAGAGGCUGCAGCAGGUAAAUCAUUUGCACCUCACAGAGCCCGUGGAGCACGUGCUGCCUCUCCAACCCAGCAGCUCUAACUGGUUCCUUCUGAAAAUAUCACAGGCAAUUAAUAACUCUUCAGACAAAAUCCAGGUUCGAGACCUGCAGCUCGUCACCAGAGAGGCAAUUGGUCGUAUGAAGGAAGGUGAGGAGGAGAAGACAAAGACCUACAGUGCCUUAAUAUGGACGGACAAAGCAAUCCAGAGGGAAGACAUCGCGCUCCUGGAUGAUAUCAAGGAAUUAAAACUGGACCAGAAGACCCCUCUCCGUGUUCUGCACCGGCGGCCCCUGGCCGUGCGCUGCCGGAUCAUCCACACCAUGAGCUCCGAGUACAUCGACGAGCACCAUUUCCGCCUGCACCUCAAGACUCAGGCAGGGACCUACAUUAAAGAAUUUGUGCAUGGAGACUUUGGAAGAACAAAGCCCAAUAUUGGGUCCCUCCUGAACAGAACUGCUGACAUUCUGGAGCUGGAUGUGGAAUCUGUUGACGUCGACUGGCCUCCGACCCUGGAUAACUGACUUCCCAAGGGAUGAGGAAGCAGCAGCUCAUGACCAAACACUGUGCAGUGUUUCAGCCUGGGUGCAAAGGGUUUCCAUGGAACACUUGGAUCAUGUUGAUCUGCCAAAGGAUACCCUGACUUUGAAUCUACUUUGAACACUCUGGACCAGGUAGUGUUGGUUCAGUCCCUGGCCUUACCUUAAUUUCUUCCGUGCAUAAAAAGAUUUUGGGAAGCCAGUGCAUUCCUGAUAAAUUAGAGUUAAAGAUAACCCUCCCUCAAGUCAGAUUUCUUUUGAAACUCUUUUUAUAUUGGAUGCUCUCCUUAUCUGGAUAGAGGUAGCACAGGGUUACCUGAAAUCCCAACUCUUUCUGAGCACUGUUCCUGCAGGAAAUCCCAAAAGCCAGGGAGACUGAAGCCAGCAGGACAGUGCUGGAGCAAGUCUCCCUGCUGGCUGCUUUUUGGUCAGGGUUAGUUUUAGAGAUGGGCAAAUUUAUCUCACAAAGGGCAAAAACAUUUUUCAGAGGAAACCUUUGCACUUAAAACCAAGUUUUUCUAAUUUAAAAACAUGGGCGACACUUCCUAGAAACAACAGCUGGGGCCUCGUGAGCCCUCCAGCCUGGCCACAGUCCUCUCCAGGAGCAGGAAUUCCCCAGUGAGUCACCACAUAUAAAAAGAUUGGGAACUCCUGGCAGUGGUGCAUGAUGGGGAUCUAAAGAAAAACAGGAAUACCAAAGAACCUCAAAGUGCAGGCAGACACAAAACCUACCUGAGGAUGUUGGAAUCCAGAGACAGGGAUUAAAAAGCUUUGAUUUAGCAGCAUAAUACAAUUUUUCUAACACCCUCACCUUGGAUGGAUGCCUGGAAGACUUGAACUUGCCUGGGAUAGGGAAGAUCUGAGGUUUGUAAUUUGCUUAUUUUAAAUGUUUCCUACUAAGCACCUUCCUACAUCUUUAGGAAGAGUCACUUUUAUACCUGCAUCAUGUUAAUCCAUUAGGGAAGAUGCUUCCCUGAAGUGCAGAAGAGAGUUAAACUAUCAGCAAGAAAUUAAGGUUUGGAAUUUAAGGGCUCUUCAUUAAUUAACAUUUUGGAAAUAAAGAGCAUAAUAUUUGCCAAGACCAACCACUGUUUGGGGACAGGGAGGAUGGCUGGGAUGUCUUCCCUUUAAUUCAGUGGUGCCAGGACCUCAGACCAGAACAGCUGCAUGAGAGCUUGAGCUGGAGGCUCUAAAACUGUUCAUGAAUACAUUUUUAAGGAGCUCCUAAAAAAAUCAUCUUGAAAAAUUCUGCACUACCUGUGCUGUGCUUUCCUAGCCCUCUGCAACCACAAGUAAUUCAGAAGCUCCUGUUUUUCUAACACAAAAAUAACAGGAGCACGAUUAAGACAGCAAUAUUAGUUUUGGUUUUAAUCUUAUAGCCAAUAUGAGCAACAGAUUCCAGGAGUAGUUCUCAGAUAAUAAUCUGUAGCCAGACAGGAAGUGUCAUGAAUGAUGGAAAACUAAAGAAACCGAAUUCAGAAAACAAACAAAAAGAGAAUUUCAGUCUCACAACUGUGAUUUCUUGAAACUCAGAGUGAGCUGAAAUAUGAUUUAUAAAUUCCAUAAACUACAGGGAACAAAAAAUGUAAACAAGGCUGUGCAUUUUGGCACAACAGGCAUGAGAAGAGCUGUUCCAAGGGGGAAUGGAGCCAAAGGGGGAAGGAGAAAGGGCUGCUCCUGCUGUAGGUCAAGGACACACAAGGCACUUCCCUCUGCAGCUCCUGCUGCACUUGGGGGUCACGUCCCAAAUCCCAGUGCAGAUAAACCAGGCUAUAAACAUUGCCCUCAGUGUGCUGAGGACACAGAGAGGUCCUCCAAAAAUUCCCAAUCAUGAUAAAUGUCAAGCCUUCCAAUGAUGAUGCAAAUCCCUGCAGCUCUUGGGGCAGUUCCUGGGCAGGGAUCAUGGGCAAAUAUGAAACCCCAGGAUGCGACCUGGGGGUGUGGACUUUGCUCCAAGGCCAGUUUCCAACAGCAGGUGACAACCCUUGGAACUGUCAUGUGAGGAAUACUGCAGCAAUAAUAAUAUUCAUGGUGGACUUUGGCCUUCACCUUAUUUUUACCAGUAAAACACCACCUUGUGAGCACUCAAACUGAUGCUCUGAGAGCAAGAUUUAAUCUUGUGUUUCUCCAACUGGCCACCUCCAAGCCCCCUUCCAUUUGGGUUUUGCCCAGAGAAAGCUGUACCAGCAGCACAAAUGUGCCCAAAGCAUCUGUCCCCUCCUCCCCUCUGCCUAAAAACUCAAUGGCUCUGCAACAAAACCUUCCAUUGCUUGAGGUUUUGUAGUGGCCAUCAGUAACUGGGAGCAGAAAAUACCCAAAAAAAGCCCCAGAACAAGCAAGUGAUAACCUGCCUUGUUCCCUUUUCCCUGCCUUUCCCGUGGUGAGGGAUGUCACAAAGCUGAGGAGGUUGCAGAAGCUGAGCACUUGGUAUAACCAGUUUUUUUUAAUUACCAAACCAACUCGUUUACAAAGGAAAACAGAACUUUGAAAAUAUUUAAUUAUACAGUAAAAACAAAUUGUACUAUAAAGAGCUUUCUAUGAAGUGAGUAAAAUGUUUACAUUUAAUAUACUUAAAACUGAGAACUUCAAAAAAAAAAAAAAACAGAACUGAAUAAACAACACAUUUCAAAC
Pseudopipra pipra is the source of this 4925-nucleotide messenger RNA. It is a transcript of the gene PUS10, whose product is annotated as pseudouridine synthase 10. The transcript is spliced from 17 exons. Bases 588 to 2279 code for a protein of 563 amino acids. The record is from RefSeq and is a predicted model, not a curated record. Gene Ontology annotation, biological process: tRNA pseudouridine synthesis. Gene Ontology annotation, molecular function: RNA binding; pseudouridine synthase activity. Lineage: Eukaryota; Metazoa; Chordata; Aves; Passeriformes; Pipridae.